AAGAUCCAGUCAUUAAUUCGCUUCAAGCCAGCCCUUGCUCGUGCGCAGACUCUUGAGACGAGGUCCAUUCGGUUCGAGCCAAUAUGACUUCCGACACCCGGGCUUUUACCUGUUUCUUGGCACUGCCCAAAGAACUCCGCCUCAUGAUUUGGAAGCAUGCCGCUACCACUUCCUCGGACCGGCCGGGGGUUCACUUCUUGACGGCCACGUCCACCGACCGCCGCCAGCAAGACGCCUUGGUGCGGGGCCUCCGCCAACUCCUCGACUGCGACAACGUAAGCGACGGCGGCGCGCUGCCAGUUCGCCGCUACUCUGGCGCCGACCCCCGCAAACGGGACGCCGCCAGCCCGUGGACCCGCAAGAACCCGUCAUCCUACAUGACGGUUAGCGCCCUCCGGGCCACGUGCUGGGAGUCGCGGGUCACCGUUGCCAAGUUCCGGGGCCCCCUAUCGGCGCUGACGCCCCGGACCGGCUGCCAAUGCGCCGUCGACUUUGCCGGCGGCGUCUGA
This is a messenger RNA of Gaeumannomyces tritici R3-111a-1, 509 nucleotides long. RefSeq lists its product as hypothetical. The coding region runs from base 84 to 509 and encodes 141 amino acids. The record is from RefSeq and is a predicted model, not a curated record. The transcript is spliced from 2 exons. NCBI's taxonomy places the organism in Eukaryota, Fungi, Ascomycota, Sordariomycetes, Magnaporthales, Magnaporthaceae.